Messenger RNA from Strongyloides ratti, 4320 nucleotides. RefSeq names its product Unc-13. Gene Ontology annotation, biological process: dense core granule priming; synaptic vesicle maturation; neuromuscular junction development. Gene Ontology annotation, molecular function: phospholipid binding; calcium ion binding; diacylglycerol binding. Lineage: Eukaryota; Metazoa; Nematoda; Chromadorea; Rhabditida; Strongyloididae. The transcript has 5 exons. Bases 1 to 4320 code for a protein of 1439 amino acids. The record is from RefSeq and is a predicted model, not a curated record. Gene Ontology annotation, cellular component: presynaptic active zone cytoplasmic component; terminal bouton; synaptic vesicle membrane.
AUGAUGGUGUCUUCUGACUUAUCAUCAUACGAUUUUGAUGUUAAGGUAGAAGAGGUUAAACUUCGAAAAAAUUCAUCUGUUAGAAUAAGACCUGUUGUUAUUUAUUAUGAUUUAUCUGCUAGUUUUUUAACUCCUAAAAAUGGUGAAAAAAGGAGAUCCUCUAUUUUUAAGGCUGUUGAUACAAGUUUAAUAUCACAAUUUGGUAUUGAUGAAAAUCAAAAUGAAUUUAAAGUAUCAUCUAAUGUUAGAGCUAAUGUAUCAAAAAGAGAAAAAGAUUUAUUAGCAUUUUCUAGAUCAUUUAAAAAAGUUAAAAGAAUCAAAAGUUUAGGUGCUAAUGUUCAUCAUGAUAGAAAAAAUAAAAAUAAAAGAAAGUUACAGGAUUAUUAUGAUCAUAGUUAUAUGCAAAAUGAACGUGUCCUUCGUCGUUGUUUUUCAAUGCCUUCAACUUUGGAUAGUAACAUUAAAAAUGAUACCAAAUCAAUUCCCCAAAUAGAGGAUGAUAAAAUUAUUUUUAAUGAUUAUUUUACUCAUUUACAUGAUUUUUUAUUUUUAAAUUCAAAACGAUUUCGUUCAAAUAGUUGUACACCAAUGAGUGAAGAAAAAAAACAAUUAAUUAAUGUACCAAAUAAAAAAGAAUUAUUAACACCCUAUCAGAGAUUUUGUAUAUCUCGAACAAAUAAAUCUUUCAGAUAUAAUAAGACUACAUUACUUGAUGCAAAUGAAAAUGAAAAUGGUGGAAGUGCAUUCUAUAAAAGUAUCGAUGCUAUGCCAAAUAUGAAUAUUAGUACAACAAAAAAGUCUAUUCCACUUGUAUCAGAAUUAACAAUGAUGACAAAACGUGCUCAAGCUGGUUUGGCUAAUGCUGCAAAGACAACAUUUGGAAAUGAUGAAUUAAAAUUACUUGUAUAUAGAAAAACACUGCAAGCAUUAAUAUAUCCCAUCUCUGCCACAACACCACACAACUUUAGACCAGCAAAUUUUCAAACUCCAACAUUUUGUAAUGAAUGUGAAAGUUUACUAUGGGGUAUAGUACGCCAGGGAUUACGAUGUAGUGAAUGUAAUAUUAAAGUUCAUGAAAAAUGUCGUGAUUUAUUAUCAUCAGAUUGCUUACAUAGAGCUGCUGAAAAAAGUUCUAAACAUGGUGAAGCAGGAAAAGCUCAAAAUUUAAUGGCAAUUAUAAGAGAUAGAAUGAAAAUUCAGGAAAGAAAUAAACCAGAAAUAUUUAAAAUUAUAAAGUGCACUUUUGGGAUGAGCGACAAAAUUCAACAAGAAACAUUAAAAGAAGUCAAAUCAUCUAUUUUAGAAGGAUCUUCUAAAUGGAGUGCUAAAAUUCACUUAACUGUUGUAAGUGCCCAAGGCCUUAUUGCUAAAGAUAAAACGGGUAAAUCAGAUCCUUAUGUUACAGCAACUAUAGGUAAAGUUAAAAAAAGAACAAGAACAAUUCAUCAAGAUUUAAAUCCUGUUUGGAAUGAAAAAUUUACUUUUGAAUGCCAUAAUUCUGCUGAUAAAAUAAAAGUUCGUGUCUGGGAUGAGGAUAAUGAUUUUAAAUCAAAAAUAAGGCAAAAAUUAACUAGAGAGUCAGAUGAUUUUUUAGGACAAACAAUAAUUGAUGUUCGUACAUUAUCAGGAGAAAUGGAUGUAUGGUAUAAUUUAGAAAAAAGAACUGAUAAAUCUGCCGUCAGUGGUGCAAUAAGACUUCAAAUAAAUGUUGAAAUAAAGGGUGAAGAAAAAAUUGCUCCAUACCAUGUACAAUAUACAUGCCUUCAUGAACAUUUAUUUAAUUAUCAUUAUGGUUUGGCGGGUGAUGAUAUAAAAUUACCUGAAGCAACAGGUGAUGAUGCAUGGAAGAUAUAUUUUGAAGAAAAUUCACAGGAGAUUGUUGAUGAAUUUGCAAUGAGAUAUGGAAUUGAAAAUAUAUAUCAAGGAAUGACACAUUUUGCAUGUUUAUGUACAAAAUAUAUGUGUUCUGGUGUUCCAGCAGUUCUAUCAACAUUACUUGCUAAUAUUAAUGCAUUUUAUGCUCAUGCAACAAGUACAUCAAAUGUCAGUGCUAGUGACAGAUUUAAUGCAUCUAAUUUUGGUAAAGAAAGAUUUAUUAAACUUCUUGAUCAAUUACAUAAUUCAUUAAGAAUUGACUUGUCAAUGUAUAGGAAAUAUUUUCCUUCAUCAUCACAAGCUAAAUUAAAAGAUCUUAAAUCAACUGUAGAUCUUUUAACUUCAAUAACAUUUUUUCGCAUGAAAGUUUUAGAAUUACCAAGUCCACCAAGAGCUUCGAAUGUUGUUAGGGAGUGUGCAACAAAUUGCAUGAAAACUACAUACCAAGCAAUGUUUGAAUCAUGCCUAGAAAAUGGAGCUCCAAGUGCUGAUUCUGUUAAAUUUUGGUUUGACUUUCUUGAUUAUAUGAUGAGAGUUAUUGAAGAUGACAAAAAUAUUUAUACACCAGUUUUAAAUCAAUUUGCACAGGAGCUAAAUAUUGGAAAUUUAAGUGCAGCUACAUUAUGGAAUCAAUAUAAAAUGGAUUUAAAAAUGGCAUUAGAAGAACAUUCUGUAUCUAAAAAAUGUACAACACCUGAAUAUAUGAAUCUUUAUUUUAAAGUAAAAGGUUUUUACUUUAAAUAUGUAGCAGAAUUACCAUUUUUUAAAGAUUCAAUUCCUGAAUUUCCGGCAUGGUUUAUACCAUUUGUAAUGGAUUGGUUAAAUGAAAAUGAUGAACAUUCAAUGGAUAUUUUAAGAAAUGCCUAUAAUAGAGAUAAAGCAGAUAACUUUCCAAAAACAUCUGAACAUACCAAAUUUAGUAAUUCUGUUGUUGAUGUAUUUAGUCAACUUAAUGAAGCUCUAAAAUUAUUAAAACAAAUGGAUUGCCCAAAUCCAGAAGUUUCAGCUGAAAUGAUGAUAAGAUUUUCAAUGACAUUAAAUAAAGUUUUAUUGGCUUAUGCUGAUAUGGUACAAAAAGAUUUUAGUAAAUUUGUUAAUAAUGAAUCAUUAGCAUGUAUAUUAAUGAAUAAUGUUCAACAACUUCGUGUACAAUUAGAAAAAAUUUAUGAAAAUAUGGGAGGUAAAGAAUUAGAUAAAGAUGCAAGUAAUGUUUUAACAGAACUUCAAAAAAAAUUAAAUGCUGUUUUGGAAAAAUUAUCAUUACAAUUUGUAGUUAGUUUAGAACCAAGUAUUCAAAAAAAUAUGAAUUUAUUAGCAAUUAAUUUAAGUAAAGUUAAAGGUCCUCAAAUACCAAAAAAUCAAUUAAAUGUUGAGGCUGAGGUUGUCUAUGCACCAUUAAUGGAUUUAUUAGAAGGUUCAUUAGAAAGAUAUUGUAUUCAAUGUGAAAAAACAGUUCUUAAGAAAAUUCUUAAAGAAAUGUGGAGUGUUACUAUAACAAGUAUGGAAAAAUUAGUUGUUCUACCACCAUUAGGUGAGAAGACUGUAUUAAAUAAACUUCCAAAUGCAAAAAUUGGUGAUGUUACUAAAAUAAUGUCAACACAAUUAAGAGAUAUUAAAGGAAUUGGUUCUGUUAAAGAAAUGAUGGAUAUUGCAAAAGAUAGUGAAAGAAGUUUAACACCAAAACAAUGUACUGUUUUAGAUGCUGGAUUAGAUUAUGUUAAACAAUCUUUUCAUGCUAAUGGUCAAGGUUUAAAAAUGACAUUCUUUGAAAAAAGUCCAGAACAUCAAUCAUUAAAGUAUGCAUUAAGUCUUUAUACUCAGACAACUGAUCAAUUAAUUAAAACAUUUAUAACAAGUCAAAAAACUCAAAAUUUAUUUAGUGAAGAACAACCAGUUGCUGAAGUGUCAGUUGAAGUUGAUCUUUUCUCUCAUCCUGGUACUGGUGAACAAAAAAUAACAGUAAAAAUUCUUGCUGUUCAUGAUGUUAGAUGGCAGACAACAGGAACAUUUAAACCAUUUGUUGAGGUUCACCUUGUUGGUCCAUAUUUAUGUGAUAAGAAAAGAAAAGUUGCAACAAAAUCAAAGACAGGUGUAUGGACACCAAGAUUUAAUGAAACAUUUAACUUUUUACUAGGAAAUGAAGGUGAACCAGAACAUUAUGAAUUAAUGUUUCAAUUUAAAGAUUAUUGUUUUGCCAGGGAGGAUCGUAUUAUUGGAAUUGGUGUCUUACAACUUGGUCAAUUAACUCAAGGAGGAUCAAUAAAUAUGUGGUUACAUUUAGGAAAACGUCUUAACAUCGAUGAAACAGGAUUAAUUCUUCUUCGUAUUCUUAGUCAACGUCAAAAUGAUGAAAUAGCAAAAGAAUUUGUCAAAUUAAAAAGUGAAAUGAGACAUGAAACAGAACCUAUAAUGUCAAGUUCAGCGUCUAAUCAACAAUUAAAGUAA